Ctenopharyngodon idella (grass carp) is the source of this 2793-nucleotide messenger RNA. RefSeq lists its product as uncharacterized. The record is from RefSeq and is a predicted model, not a curated record. The transcript is spliced from 2 exons. The coding region runs from base 1397 to 2338 and encodes 313 amino acids. NCBI's taxonomy places the organism in Eukaryota, Metazoa, Chordata, Actinopteri, Cypriniformes, Xenocyprididae.
GCAACAGCCUUUUCCUUCCUUUCUGCACUUUUUAUAAUUCCUUAUUUUAUUGUUGUCAUAUUUGUAUGUCUAUCUUUUAUUUAAAGUUAAAUGAUAAACCCUUUGAACCCUUUUUAACUAUUACAUUCUGACAAGCUUUAAUGUUAUUCUUCAUUAAAAAAAAGUCUGUUGCAGCUAACAGUGAUGUUCAAAGAAAGUGAAAGUUCACAAUGGAAACAAACUUUUAUCAGCUGUUCUUCACACAACUUCUGAUGAUAAACACUUCCUUACAGUAAACCACAGAAUUAUUUUAAGAAUGUGAUCAUUUACACGAACAAUUCCACACCUUACAGUUUGAACCUGCUCAGGUGUGUAUUUUAUAGGGGUUCUGACGUAAAACCUGAAAGCGCUGGAAGUAAACAGCGUAUGAGAAUGACACAGAGGAGAAGAUAUUGUUGAACAAAGUUGUUAUUUUUGUUUUGUUUUUGCGCACAAAAUGUAAUUUCGUCACUUCAUAACAUUAAGGUUGAACCACUGCAGUCACAUGACUGUUUUAACAAUGUCUUUAGUACCUUUCUGGACCUUGAAAGUGUUGAUUAUAUUGAUGUCCAUGGAUGAGUCACAUACCUCUCGGAUUUCAUCAAAAAUAUCUUAAUUUGUGUUCUGAAGAUGAACGAAGGUCUUACGGGUGUGGAACGACAUAAUUAAUGACAGAAAUUUCAUUUUUGGGUGAACUAACCCUUUAAGUUGUGUUUAAUUACUCUUUAACUACAUCACUUUCACUGGAACACUGCAUUAGAAUCGUACUAAUUAAUACUGAUCAUUCAACAUUGGUCUAAUCAAACCAUUGAUCAACACACACAUAUGCAGAAUACAUCAAAUAUAGUGAGGCAAACCUCAACUAAUUAAACUAAAUCAAUGUCAUUUGAAAAAUAAAAGCAAUCAUUCUGCUUCGUGAUCAGUCACUUGGCUUUGUGGAAUUUUUAUGGAUGCUUUUUUUCCCCGUUUUGAGAUGAUUUGUGUAGCUCUUCUAAUAAUGAAUGAAAGACAACAGGUUCAGUGGCUGUUUUUUCUUUAAGUUUGCCGUCUGACAACAGUCCCACAUGCCGGUAGAAACAGAUACUGUUUAACAGCUGUUUAAUGUGCGCGUAAGAUAAACGAUAGGCUAAUCUACCACAGCCAGCAGCAUGACACAUCAUUUUGCUUUAUUUGCUCUCUUUAUCUUUUUAUCUGCUAUCAGUUAACAAGAUAAAUUAUUUUAAAAGUUUCCUGAUUAUGUAAGAUACAUUUCUAAAGUAAAAGCUCCACCCUAAUAGGGGUGACAUUGAAAGCCUUCAAAACCCAGCAGAGGAUCUCACAGUCGUCACAAGACAGCAGAAGAACAUCACACUUUUCUUGAAACCAUAAACCUCAUGAAAUGGCAAACACAGUGAACAUGAUAAAGAGAAUAAAUUCUAGAGGAUCAGAAGAGAUAUUAUUACAGCAACAACACAUCAGCAUAGAUGAUCUGAAACAGACAGAUGAGAUAAAACAAGAAGAUAUUUAUAAGAAAUAUAUUUCAAAAAAAUACAUCCCAGAUUAUCCAACUCCUGUUGAAUUUCACAUCACAGAAGUGGCUCAUGCCACUAACAAGACAGGACUUCCACAGAUCCUGAACUCAGAAGGUUUCAAGGGUCUUGAUGAAGAUUCAUUUUCAUGGUGGAGCCUGAAGAUCAAUGAAGCUGAUAUCAGAGCCGCUGAGGAGCGUUUCCUCGAGAGUUUGUUCCCAGAGAGAACCGAAGAAGAAAGUGCAGCUCAGCAGCCGUUCCUGAGUAAAUUCACCACAUCACCAGCAUUCAAUAAUGAAAACUCACACUAUAGCAACUUCUGCUUCACGUUUCUUCUGACUGAACUGAUGGAGGCCUACAAGAAGCAGAUGUGUGAAGGUGAAGAGCCGGUUCUCAGGGUAUAUGGGACCAAACUUUUCAAUAAGUUGAUUGAGUAUGUUGUUCUCGUUCACAGCCCUCAGAAUAAUGAGAAGUUCAGUCAAUAUCCACUGCUUACAUCCAGCCCAUUGAUUUCUUAUGAUGGAAAUCAAAUCAUCUGGAGAGCACAAGCUAUUUGUAGAAAUCACAAAUACCAACAGGUAAUCAAUGGAAACCAGGCUUUCUUUCAAAAACUUGAAAUAAAAGACAGCGAGUAUUAUGUGUGGGAUCAGGUUAGCCUUGCCUUUCAGGUUAAAGAGGUUCUUACCUUCCCUAAAGAAAGGCUUAAACCAAGUGCUUGUGAAAUAUUUACAAAACCAAAGCUAAACCGUUCAAAUGAAGAGAAGCUUUCUCGUGAGGAAGCUGAGGAAUACCUUAAAACUUUUCAAUGGUGAUUAAGAAUAACCCAUUUUUAUCUUCCCAGAAUUGUAAGUGGAUCAAAGGUGUGCGCAUUGGUUCUGUGGCUUUGUGGGGUUUUACCAAAUAGCUUGUUUACUAAAGAAGUUAAAAAAAAAAAAAAAGGUGGAGGGUGAUUUGAAUCUUACCAAUACUUGUCAUUGAAAGACUAUAAUAAGGAGUUGUUUGUUUGAACACUAAAAACAGGCAAGAGUGGAAAAUGAUAAGAAAAAAAAAAAAAAUUUCAUGUCACUUUUUACAUCAGGGCCCGUAUGUGUAAAACUUCUCAGAAAUGCUCUUAAAAUAAUCUUAAGUUUUGACUUAAGUGUCAAAAAAUGCUUAGUCAAAAGUACCUUUUUCAGUUUGUUGUCAACUGACAAAAAAAGAACUGUAUUGUGUUUGCAACAACGGUGGAGCAAUGAUUUAUUUUCUCUUACACUGUAACAAAUGUGGA